Linum tenue is the source of this 492-nucleotide messenger RNA. Lineage: Eukaryota; Viridiplantae; Streptophyta; Magnoliopsida; Malpighiales; Linaceae. The record is from the annotation of a GenBank genome assembly.
AUGGCGAAGAUCAGGAAGGCCGUGACCGUGACUCUGAGGCUCCUAGCUCUGGCUGCUACUGUCGUUGCAGUUGUGAUCAUGGCCACCAGCAAGGAGACUGCUCAUGUCCUGAACUUGACGUUCACCGCCAAGUUCACCCACACCCCUGCCUUCAAAUAUUACGUGGUCGUAGAAGCGAUUGCUGGAUUUUACACCGUUCUAGCCCUUCUGUUGGCUUCGAAGAGCUUGUUGUCGCGAUUGACCCUGAUUCUGGAUCUGGUGGUGGCAAUGUUGCUGACUUCGAGCAUCGCUGCCGCGCUGGCGAUCGCUCAAGUGGGGAAGCAGGGGAACAGCCACGCCGGCUGGCUGCCGAUCUGCGGGCAAGUCCCUCGUUACUGCGACAAGCUGGUUGUUUCUCUCGUCGCCGGCUUUGUGGCUGCGCUAGUCUAUUUGUUGCUACUCGUCUACACGCUUCGUGCUGCACUACAUCCUGUUUUCGCCAUUAAACCUUAG